AUGACGCCGGCCGGCGGCGACUCGAAGGCUUCGUCGAUGGUGACCGUCGGGGCUCCGGAGUCCGACGGUGAAGGGAGGGACGGCGUCGCCGGUGCGCCGGCGCCGGCUGCAAUGAAGAAGGGGCCGUGGACGGCGACGGAGGACACGGUGUUGGUCGACUACGUGAAGAAGCACGGCGAGGGGAACUGGAACGCCGUGCAGAGGAACACCGGCCUGUCCAGGUGCGGCAAGAGCUGCCGGCUCCGGUGGGCGAACCAUCUCCGACCGAACCUCAAGAAGGGCUCCUUCUCCCCCGACGAGGAGCGCCUCAUCCUCGAGCUCCACUCCAAGAUGGGCAACAAAUGGGCUCGCAUGGCCGCCCAAGUACUGGAAGCAAGCAACUCCACCUUCUUCCUCCCUCGGUCCUCCUCUCCGUCUGUGCAACUGGUCCUGAAUUCUGAAUUCUGAGUUUUCUCCCACUUCAUCAAUUGUUGUAGCUGCCGGGGAGGACGGACAACGAGAUCAAGAAUUACUGGAACACCCGGAUCAAGCGGCGGCAGCGCGCAGGGCUGCCGCUGUACCCCCCGGAGGUCCACCGCCAGACCACCUUCCAUUGCCGUCCUCCGCAGGCGACCUCUGGUGCUCCACCGCCGCCGCCGCCGCCGCCGCCGGAGCUCUCUGCCACCAACUUCUCUCUGUUCGACUUCGCCGGCGCCCAGCCGUUCCUCUUCCAGUCUACGGCCGCCGUCAACGACGAUACGAGCUUCUUCUCCGUGGGUUUCGGCUCCGUUGCGGCGCCGCAGGCGCCGUCGCCGUCUCAGUCUCCUCCCUUGUUCCAGCUUAGCACUCUGGGGAACUACGACCUCAAUCCACCGCCCUCUCCCCCUCUUCUGCGAGAGCCGCAGAAUUUUUCCGUGAAAAUGGAGCUCCCUUCAAGCCAAUUGUUCCAGGAGACGCACAGCAUCGCCAUCUCCGGUGCCGGCGCCGGCGGCGCCGCCGUGUGUCGGCUGCCUCUGGAACGAAGCAGCAGCGACCUGCUCGACGCCUUUCUACGCGACACCCAGCAAGUAGGCUGCAGCAGCAACAGUCUCAGGGGCGGUAACAGCGUCGAGCACCAUCACCACCAUUUGAACUUCAUCUUGCCGGAGCCUAUCCAGCAUCAGAGGAUCGACAGGGAGCAGUCGCCGGCGCUGGUUCUGGACUCCGGCGACCUCUGGCUAGCCCCCAAUCGCCCUCCCGCCGGUGAGUUCCUCCUCCCUCCUUAA
Molecule: messenger RNA, 1244 nt
Organism: Spirodela intermedia
Lineage: Eukaryota; Viridiplantae; Streptophyta; Magnoliopsida; Alismatales; Araceae
Source: the annotation of a GenBank genome assembly